ACUUCUCUAAUUUGCAUGGAAACAAAAUCUUUGAGCAAAUUUUUACAUAGUCGCUUAAGCUAGCAAAAUAUUCACUUAAAAUGUGAAUAUAGAUUAUCUUAAGUGAAUCUAAAAUUUGUUUAAACAAGAUGUUAAUAUAACAUGUGGUUGCAUAAGCAAAUUUUACCUCAUUUAAGCAAAUUUUAUCUUUCUUAAAUGAAUAUCAAUAAACUUAAGUGAAAAUGGGACAUAAAGCACUCGUUAGAGACAAAGGCAAGCAGCCUUAAUUAAGUGAUUAUUAUGUAUAGAGAAUAACUUUGCUAGACUGAACAGUUUGCUUAUGCAACUCCUAAAAUCCCACCUCACUUAAUUAAGAAAAAAAAGCAAGCAGUAAUUAAGUAAAUAAAUUGAAGUCCUCGAAGUGGCUAUAUGGUUCCUCCAUUUAGUUUAUCUACCACAAACUCCUCUUCCAUGUGGUAUGUCCUAGCCUCCAUCAUCAUCAACAUUAUCAUCACAUUGUACGGAUUUUCUAAUCUUUCUUUUUCAUGUACUGAUUCAUCCUCAUUUUGAUCUUUCUCAUUAGAUCUUUCUUCUAUCGUACUUCCUGUCUAGUAAUUUCUAUCACUGGAUACAUCCUCUCUCUCUCUUUCUCCCUACACAGCAAAGCAAAGAGGACUUGCAUUCAAUACUUCCCUUUAAGCGUGCAUCGCGUGGUAACAACACCUACAUAUAAUAAUAUAUCGCAGUGAACAAUAUAUUUAAUGUCUCCAAACCACAAGCUGAAAGGACCAAUACCACGCCAUGGCCAAAACAACACAUAUAGCAGUAGUUUCAGUCCCAGCGUUUAGCCACCAAGCCUCCAUUAUUGAGUUCUGCAAGAAACUCGUUAAUGUUCAUCAGCACUUCCAUGUGACUUGCAUCUUCCCCACCAUUGAUGCUCCAAUCCCUGCCACCACCACAAUGCUUCAGUCUCUUCCAUCCAACAUUGACUACACUUUCCUAACUCCCGUGAACAAUGAAGACCUUCCACAAGGUGUCCCCUCGGUGGUGCAAGCCCAACACGCAGUGUGUCAAUCCAUGCCAUCCUUCCGCAAUGCAUUGAGGUCACUGCUUUCAACUACGCCACUCGCUGCUUUGGUUGCUGAUGCAUUUGCGAAUGAAGCGUUGGAGAUAGCAAAGGACUUCAACCUUUUAUCUUAUGUAUACUUUUCUUCCUCUGCCAUGACAAUGUCACUGAUGCUGCAUUUGCCUACCUUAAACGACACCGUUAUAUUCAAUUUCAAAGAUCCCAUAGUAGAGGCUAUUCAGAUUCCAGGUUGCAUACCUAUUCAAAGCCACAACCUCCCUAACGAUUUUCGAUCUAGUCUUGCUUAUGAGCUAAUUCUUCAACUUUGCAAGAGGUUAUGUCUUGCUGACGGUUUUCUGGUUAAUAGCUUCUUUGAAAUGGAGCAAGAUAAUGUGAAAGCCCUGCAGAAAUAUUGCAGAGGCGACAAUAACAAUGCUUCAGUAUAUCUGGUUGGGCCUAUUAUACAAACCGGGCCGAAUAGUAAGACAAAUGGGCAAGAGUGUGUAAGGUGGUUGGAAAAGCAAAGGCCCAAGUCAAUUUUGUAUGUGUCCUUUGGAAGUGGAGGCACUCUCUCCCAACAACAGCUCAAUGAGUUAGCCUUGGGAUUGGAGUUGAGUGGCCAGAGAUUCUUGUGGGUUUUGAGAGCACCUAAUGAUUCAGCAGAUGGAGCAUACCUUAUUGCUGCAAACGAUGACCCAUUACAAUUCUUACCGGAUGGGUUUAUAGAGAGAACAAAAGGGCAAGGUUUGGUUGUUCCUUCUUGGGCACCACAGACCCAAAUCCUUAGCCACACUUCAACUGGUGGGUUUCUAACCCAUUGUGGUUGGAAUUCAACGCUUGAGAGCAUUGUGUUGGGAGUGCCAAUGGUGACUUGGCCAUUGUUUGCUGAACAGCAAAUGAAUGCUGUUUUGCUAACCGACGGCCUCAAAGUGGCAUUAAGGCCCAAAUUUAAUGAAAAUGGUAUAGCAGAAAAAGAGGAAAUUGCUAAGGUGAUUAAUGGUCUAAUGCUGGGUGAAGAAGGAAAUGAGAUUCGCCAAAGAAUUGAAAAGCUCAAAGAUGCAGCUGCUGAUGCGUUAAAAAAAGAUGGGUCAUCUACAAGGGCGCUUUUCAAAUUUGGCACUUGUAUGGAGAACAAUCUGAGCAUCCAUUAAAGUAAAGUAGCCUCAUAAAUCUGGGUGCAUGAAUCGAGCUGUAUGCGCAUAUUAGCAUUGUUGGAGAUACAGUAAUUAUUGAGUGAUGUCUUAUUUUCUGGUGUAUUAUUCCUAGGCUUGCCAAGACAACCUCUUUCUGUAUUAAGUUUCUGUCCCAUGACUAUCCACGCUAUUUGCAAUUUAUUUUGAAAAGAUUCGUAUAGGUUAGUGAAUGCUUUAUUGGUGAGGCCACGCUGUCCCAUAUUUAAAUGUUUACAGUAGUAAAACUAGAAGCUACAAGCUUCAAAACAUGUAACAGUAAAAAGAAAAAUGAGGCUACCGAAGAAUGUCUCAUUUUAUUAGCGGUUUUUUUUCACUUCAAAACAUGUAACAGUAAUAACCCGCGCAACGCUUGGGUGCUAUAAAAUUGUAUAAUCUACAUAUAAUACGAUCAACUCAGAGAGGACGUCAAAUUUAUUUAAUAACAAAUUUUAGUUCAAACUACAAUUAUAGAUUGAUUUAUUACGUAAGUCUUUUUCCUUACCUUUCACCACUAUGUAUUAAAAUUAAAACUUGUCAUUGCAAAUAUAAAUCAAAUGAAAGCAUUAUAACACAAUUAUCAUUAUAAAUAAUGUCAAUAAAACAAUUUUAUUUCACAUUCAUAAUGUAACAAAUCAAUCACUUUAAUCUAAUGAAUUACAUUAGUAAUAUAAAAAAAUUAUAUUAUAAUUACUGUAAAUGAUAUAUAUCACUCUUGUCAUAAAAUAUUAUAAUAUUUUUUUUUUAAUUUUUCACUCUAUAAAUUACAUGUGAUGAAUAUGAUUCUCUAAAAUGAUAAAGUUUCACCUUAACUUUUGCUAAUAGACAAGUAUAAUACAAAUGAAUAUUGACAAAAAUAUUAACAAAAAUAUCGACACUAAAAAAUAUUAAGUUCAUUCUAGAAAUAUAAAUAUUUUGUUUAACAUAAGGAUAAGUCACAAUUUUAACUUCCGAAAUAUUCAUUUCUAAAUACAAGACAAUUAAUUUAGUGUAGUUACAUGAAUUAGACGUCACAUCAAUAUUUUUUAAUAAUAUCACUUAGACUCCCUUUUUAACACUAA
Messenger RNA from Abrus precatorius (Indian licorice), 3275 nucleotides. Its product is annotated as hydroquinone glucosyltransferase-like. The transcript has a single exon. The record is from RefSeq and is a predicted model, not a curated record. Gene Ontology annotation, molecular function: UDP-glycosyltransferase activity. Bases 781 to 2196 code for a protein of 471 amino acids. NCBI's taxonomy places the organism in Eukaryota, Viridiplantae, Streptophyta, Magnoliopsida, Fabales, Fabaceae.